AUGUUCGAAAUGGCCGCCGAUCACGUCAGAUUCAGUUCUGAUUUUGAACUCAUCGGAGGAUACCUGUCGCCUGUGUCCGAUGCCUAUCGCAAGGCGGGUCUCGCCAGCGCAGAGCACCGGGUGGCUAUGUGCCAACUCGCGGUUGAUCAAACCUCCGACUGGUUGAUGGUCGAUACAUGGGAGCCUAUUCAGAAGGAGUACCAGCCGACUGCGGUUGUGUUGGACCAUUUCGACCAUGAGAUCAAUACUGUGCGUAAAGGCGUGGAUGCUGGAAAUGGAACCCGGAAGCCUGUCCGCAUUGCUCUGCUUGCGGGCGCGGAUCUGAUCCAUACCAUGUCCACGCCUGGCGUGUGGAGUGAGAAGGAUUUGGACCACAUUUUGGGUAAAUACGGAUCCUUCAUUGUCGAGCGCAGUGGCACAGACAUCGAUGAGGCUCUGGCCAGUCUGCAACCCUGGAAGGACAAUAUUCACGUUAUCCAGCAACUCAUCCAGAAUGAUGUUAGUAGCACCAAGAUCCGACUCUUCCUCAGACGUGAGAUGAGUGUGCGCUAUCUCAUCCCUGUCCCCGUCAUUCACUAUAUUGAGCAGCACCAUCUAUAUGAGGAUGACGGCAUGGAGAAGGGCAAAGAGCGGCAAGAGGGACGAUCGGGAUGA
Molecule: messenger RNA, 654 nt
Organism: Penicillium canescens
Lineage: Eukaryota; Fungi; Ascomycota; Eurotiomycetes; Eurotiales; Aspergillaceae
Exons: 3
Coding region: 1-654 (217 amino acids)
Biological process (GO): NAD+ biosynthetic process
Molecular function (GO): nicotinate-nucleotide adenylyltransferase activity; nicotinamide-nucleotide adenylyltransferase activity
Source: RefSeq, a predicted model, not a curated record